Ostreococcus tauri is the source of this 714-nucleotide messenger RNA. RefSeq names its product Protein of unknown function DUF4281. Bases 1 to 714 code for a protein of 237 amino acids. The record is from RefSeq and is a predicted model, not a curated record. Lineage: Eukaryota; Viridiplantae; Chlorophyta; Mamiellophyceae; Mamiellales; Bathycoccaceae. The transcript has a single exon.
AUGGCGACGCCGACGCGACCGCGCGCGGUGGCGGUCGCGGGCGUCGCGGGCGAUGCGCGCGCGAGAGCGCGAACGCACGGCGCGCGCGACGUCGGCGUCGCGCGCGGACGAGGCGCGGGACGACCGAGAACGCGCGCGGUCGUCGCCUCGAGGCGAACGAACGCGAGAGCGCGAGGGACGGUGACGGCGACGUUCGGCGUGGACGAAGCCGCGUGGUGCGCGACGUCGAGUUACGCCAUGUAUUGCGUGUGCAGGUGCUCGCGCGCGGCGAGAGGGAACGCGCGAGACGUCGCGUUCGCGAGUUCGCUCGCGUCGCUCGCGCCGGCGUGCGUCGCGUACGGCGCGCUGUUGAUCAGGUCGUGGACGCCGGAAACGCUGUCGCUGAUGAUGCCGGGAUCUCUCGAGGAGGGAUUGGCCACGGGGAAGGUGCAGUUCAUCCCGACGCUUUCGUCCAUCAUGACGCUGCUGAGCGCGCGCGCGACUGCGUCGAGCGCGUGGACGCAUCUGCUGUGCGUCAACGUCUUCGUCGCUCGACACGUCGCUCUGAAGACGUUUGAGCGAUUGCGAACGCAUGGUUACGCUCCGCCGAGCGCGCACACGUUCGUUCUCGCCACUUUACUCGGUCCACUCGCGCUGCUUUCGCACGUCGUCACGUGUUGGGCUUUCGACUGCGUCGCCGAGAGAAGGACGCGCGGCGCGGCGCCGACCGCGUGA